Molecule: messenger RNA, 669 nt
Organism: Meloidogyne enterolobii
Lineage: Eukaryota; Metazoa; Nematoda; Chromadorea; Rhabditida; Meloidogynidae
Source: the annotation of a GenBank genome assembly
AUGAAUAAAGAAUUUAAUUUAAUAAAAACAACAAAAACAAUUAAAAAAUUAAAUAAAAAAUUAUUUUUAUUAAAAUAUUUUGAACAAAAAAUUUGGCAAAUCCACAAACUGUCAACUUUUCUUUUUUGUUUUUUAAUUCUUUUAAAUGGACUUUCUGCUUCUCUUUCAGCUAUAGAAAAAAGUAAAUUGGCAAAUGAAUUGAAAAAAAAAAUCUCGACAAUUAAUUUAUCUUCAAUUUCUGAUGAAGAAGAAUUGACACAAGAACUUUUGUCUUUAUUUGAUUAUGAUAGUAGUGAAGAUAUACAAUUUAGUAAAGAUUUAGAAGAAGAAGGAGAAGAAAAUAAUGAAAAUAAUGCUCAAGUUUUAUUACAAUUAUUAGAUGUUAUUGAUGAAGAAGGAAUUGAAAUUGAAAAAGAAUUUAAUAAAACAAAAAAUGAAAAAGAAGAAAAUAAAAUAUUAAAAAAUAAUGAGGGGAAGGAGGGGGAGGGGAAGGAAUUUAAUUUAAUUAAUUCAACAAUAAUUAAUUCAAAUAAUUUAUUUAAUUUAACAACAAAAAAAGAAGAGAAGGAGGAAAUUAAAAAUAUUUUAAAUUCAACAAAUUUAAUUAAUAAAGAAAUAAAAAUUGAAGAAACAACAAUUAAUUUAACAAAAAAUAAUGAUGGUAAUUAA